ACGUCAGUCAGUUGUCUGUCACGCGUAUGACGUUAGUUCUUGUGAUCACUGGACCAAACCAGCGCUAAUAACACGCAAAUUGUUGUGAUUGUAAGCCCUGUUCCUGCUCAAAUUACGUAAUUAAGGUGUUAGUGUAGUGCGAAAGCGAUGGGAAACCACCACAGCCAUGAUACAAAGGGCGGGGGAGAUCAAUCAGGUAGUGGAACUAGCACGCCGCGAGGUUCCCAGCGAGGUGCUGGCUCUCGCUCUGGUUCUGGUGGUGACUUGCAAGGCCUAGCCGAGGCUAAGGAGAAGCCUCCGCCGUCUAUGGUGCCCGUGGAGAAGCUCGGCAAGUUACUAGUCCAGAGGUCACAAAAAGAAGAUGGAGUUAACGGAGUCACAGAGAACUCGUUCACAAAAUACCUGUUCCCGAUGUAUCCUGAGCUGGCGCGGCAGUUCUUCAAGUACAUCCACCGCGUGGGCAAGUGCAAGAACAAGCACAUCCCGCUGUCCACGUUCCGGCAGCAGUGCGAGAAGAUACUGGCCAUGCUGGACGACGCCAUGAUCAUCGAGACUUACGUCAGGAUGUUCGCUGCAGAGACGGACGAGAACAUGGUGACGCCCGACGGGCUGCGCAGUCUGCUCUACACCAGCUACAAGCUCUCCAUGGACCACUACCCUGAGGGGCCGCAGACUUGUCUCAUGAUCAACAAGACGUUGUCCGUAGUGGUGAACGGUUGCUUCAACAAGAAGGACAUGCACAGCGUCGGCUUCGUGGUGCGCUGGCUGGAGGAGCACUGUCACAGACUUAUAUUCCCCGUGCAUAGGUACUGCGUGCACAUGCUGGCGACGCGGCACCGCGACAUCGCGGCGUGCGUGGAGUCGAGCGGGUCGGGGUCGGGGCUGGAGCUGGCCACGCCGGUGCUGGAGCGCGGCGCGUGGCAGGCGGCCAGCGCGCUGCUGCCCGUGUCCGUGGCCUGGCUGCUGGCCGGCACGGCGCCGCCGCUCUACUCGCGCCCCACGCAGCCCCCGCCGCAGCCGGCCGCAGGCGGCGGGCUGGCGUCGGCGGCGUGGCUGGCGCGGCUCGUGUGCGCUGUACCGUCCCACUGGGCGCAGCUGUACGCCUCGCGGGACCACGGCCUCGCGCACAACCGGUUCCUGCACCACACGCUCGCGUACAGGGGUCCGACGAUAGUGCUGAUCUCGGGCGGCGAGCUGGUGGUGGCGCUGUGCGCGGCCCAGGAGUGGCGGGAGACGCACCAGUACUGGGGGGGCGCCGACUGCGCACUGCUGCAGAUACAGCCCACGUUCUCAGUAGUAGAGAAGGGUCCGAAGAUGUUGUACCUGAACACCGCGAUCCGUGGCUACCCGAAGGGUCUCCGCGCCGGCUCCGACCCUCGCAAGCCGUUGCUCGUCAUACCGGAGGACUUCGACUCCGUCACGUUCAAGGGAGUGCCCUAUCCUCUAGAGGCUAUUGAGGUGUGGGGUUGCGGCGACCAGUCGUCCCGCGAGGUACAGCUGGAGAUCAAGAAGUGGCAGGUCAAGGAGGCGGAGAGGCAACGAUGUGUGAAGUUGUCUGCGGCGGACUGGAUGGAGCACCCCGACCGCUACCUGCUGGAGCUGGCCGGCCGCCCGCAGUACAACAACUCCGCCAGCUAGUCUACACUGCACUACACUACACUACACUACACUACACUACACUACACUACACGCACACUGCCUGCUGGCGGAGCGAGACGACACGAUGUCUCGCAGUCCCACGCUCAAACGAUACGUCAGUAAGGAUCACUGUGUUUAGUACAGGGUGUGAUGAAUUAUGUAAGACCUUGUAAGUCAUGUUUCUCUGGUGGUCCAAUUGCUUUUGUUCUGCAUAGUAAGGUUCAUUCAAAUAUAUAAUUAUGACUUACGUGAACUAAUGGAGAACAGCUCAAUGUAUAGCUUUGUUUUAGCACUUUUGACAAAUUGUGACACAAAUCUCAUCAAUGUUUAUUUAUUUAAGGUAAUUUUAAAUUCUCUGUUUUGAUUUUCAAGUGCUGAAACAAUACAUGAUUAGUUUUCCCUGAAACAGUGCCUAUAAGGUCUUACAAUUUACAGUUUGUGUACCAAGUCAACAUUAUAAUGAUUUAUUCGGUUUGUGUUCAUAUGUCGCUAACACACAAUUACGUCGCCUCGCUGUAUCUUAUCUGAUUGUUGAGAAAACGAGUGCAUGUAUGUUUGUAUAAUUUUAUUGACGGUUGAUUUACUCCAGCGUGGACUAAUUGUCCAGUAUAUGUAACGUUAGCCGCUCCGCCGAUGGCCUACAAGGAGUUGUUCAAACUAUUAUUGGUUUGCGGUCGAAAUUAAAAACCGUAUCCCGAUUCAAUAAUUGGGGAUUAUGAUCGAUUUCUGACAGGAACACCAAGUAAUAUAUCGUAAUUUGGAUUGACACAAGUAAUUAGUUGGUAAUGUAGUGAUAUCCAUCAAUACGUUUGAAUGUAAGUGAAAUAGUUUCCUCAACAAUUUACUCAACGUGUCACAAGUAUCCAUCUUGUUAUUGCAAAGUAAAUUAAACAUUAUAGUGACGUAAUUUUAUAUAACCACUGAUUUAUAUUUCUAUAUUAAGUAUACAUACAGUGAUAUUAUGGGGUCUGAGCUAAUGAUAAUUACUAGAGAAAGCCAAUGAUUGUUGUUCCUUUGUGUCAAAGUUAUAUUUAUGUAUGAGGUGUCUUACAGUGCUUGCUUGAAACUCGCACAUAACUGGGGCUUCUGACGAAUGGGGCUACAGUAGAGACGUUUGUCCAGUCUUUAAAGCUGUCAAAUAUUGAUCGUCCAAUGAGUGAUAGGUUCUCUCCGAACACCGCGAGCAGACCUGGCGCGGCCCACGGUGGCCAGUGUAAGUUCGGUAAGUAUGUUAAGUUCAAUGGUACAAUGUGUCUCCUCCCGCCCGAUGCGGAGCAGGGACGACCCACGCAGCCACGGCCUGUCAUCACCUGCACCAGGCGGAAGAAAUGGAACAUUGAACUUAACUCACCUUUAAUCUUAAACAAAUAGGGUCUUUUAACCGACUUCGAAAAUAAAGGCUCAGGCGUUUUGCCCACAAGGUCCCCCAUUGCACCAAGUAGAAGGGUGUUUAAGGUUCAAGUAAAGCAUUGUAAGACAUCGUAAGUAUGUGUGCUUCCCAUUGGUCGGCCUUUCGUAGUACACGUAGAGUAACGUAGAGGUAUCAUGUAAUAUCAGUGUAUUCAAUAUGUAUAUCGAAUUAUAACUAUGUACGUACGACGCGUACCUUUCAUCUAGGCGAAAUUAUCGUAAAGUUGAUAAAUACGUCAUGAUAUUUAUAAUAUUAGAAUAUUUACUAUUAUUAUUACAUAUCUAAUUUUAUUAAUUAUAAUGAACUAAACAUUGUUGUAUGGUAUGUAUUUAGCAGUAAUUACAGACCUGGCAUUACCGUCCGCCAUUUUGAAAAAUCAAUGUUGCCAGUGGUAAUAUAUCUACUUACUGAAACUCCAAGUCUACAGGCGUACUGGUACUCAUAGCUAUGUAGAUCUAUGUGAUUAGAGAUAAUUUAUAAUCGAUAUCUAAACAUUUCAAUUAUUUAUACAUAAGAAUGUUUAUAUUUCUGUGUCUGUAUUCUAUUCACAAAUACAAAUUGAGGGCAAGUGUGAUUUGUUUGUUGUUAACGCAAUCGAAACGUUUAUGACGUUCUGCGCUCUAAUUGGCUGCUACAACUUGACCCACCAAUCAGAGGGCCAAACGACGUAACGUUUCGAUCGUGUUAACGUAUUUAAAACAAACUCGCAGUAGCACUUUGUUCAUUGUAUUUACUAAUUCAUUAAGUACUUAUAUUGUUUCGUACUUAAACAUGUGUGUCUCCUAUAAUGUAAAAUGUUCAUUUCUUCGUGUUUAUGAUAAAGUUUUAUUCUUCUCUCACAAAAAGUUGUUCAUAAACUAUUGUUGAGAACUAGCGUAAUUUGUUGUUAGUGUAUUAAAAUAUACACGGAAAAGAAAUGUACCUUGUUAUAAUCAUUGCGACGUAAGCACUCUUAGUAACUAGGCUGAAUAAUCGUGAUACCUAACCAGUGGCAACACAUUGAAAGCCCUAAUUCGUAAGUGUUGCCAGAUGUAAAAUAUAAUAUGUAAUGUCAUGACAUGUAGCAAGAUUGUACUUGCCAACUAUAUUUAUUGCAGUUUUAUUUAUACAAAAUGUAUAACGAAGUAAGGGCAAAUGUGUUUGUGUGUAAAGCCACAUGAUUGGUGGAAGUUUUAGUAUAAUAUUUGUAACUGUGUGGGUAUCUCAGACUUAGGUUAACAUAUUAUUCAAUUGGUCAAUUGAACAACACACUCAGUGGUUGGUCCUAUUUCAAAUAGUUAUUCAAAGUGUAAGCAGACAUGCUACAUUAAGUUGUCACCAAAGUAACUUACGUCACGUAAGACGCAUUUUAAUAGAACGAGCUUCAAGUUUAUAAACGUUCCUAUCAUAAGCCAUAAACGCGAGUCACUUAGGGAGUUAGUAACACUCAGUAAUGGUGUUAUAUUUUAUUUUGUUAUUUUAUAAAUGGACCAAAAUGUUUUAAUAAUAUUGCACUAGACUAAGCGGAAUGUUUUUGUAGGUAAGAAUAAGUUUUACGUAAAUGUUUACGAUCUCAAACUUCUGGCGGGAGCUUUUUGUAUCUUUUUUUGUCGUCGAACCAAAUCCAAGUUUGUGGUUAGAUGUGACAUUGGUUGGAGACAAGUCCUCGUCGCCCGUAACCUCUAUUGAUAUUAUUUGAGAUCGCUGUAAGACUUUCGACUUUGUGUUCAGUUUAACGAGGGUUGUAGUGCAAGAGUUAGUUAGCAAGACAUCACAGGCAUCAGCUUGACGUAACACUGCACAGUCAUUAACAUGCGCUUCGUAACAUUGUAUUGUAGGUGCUAUAUGAAUGCUUUUGUUGAUAAGGAUUUUGUGUAUUAUACAUGUAAAUUGUAAUAAUAAAUCAAAUAUUUUAUUAUAA
Spodoptera frugiperda (fall armyworm) is the source of this 4949-nucleotide messenger RNA. RefSeq lists its product as uncharacterized. NCBI's taxonomy places the organism in Eukaryota, Metazoa, Arthropoda, Insecta, Lepidoptera, Noctuidae. The record is from RefSeq and is a predicted model, not a curated record. Bases 148 to 1638 code for a protein of 496 amino acids. The transcript is spliced from 11 exons.